UCAUUGUUUACCUUCAAAAGUUAACUUCCAGACAAAAAUGAUUAAUUAAAUAAAGGGUGCACUUUUUUUAAAUUUUGUGUGGUGUCUCCCCUCCCUCAUUCUGCAAGUGUAGUUCAAAAUGUCUGACUCUUCUUCGGAGCCCAAGAUUUCGUUCAAGCAUCGCAAGAAACCAAUUCGGAUGAGGAAACGUUCCUCAGGAAGCAGCAGCGAAGAAGAGGGUGCUCCAGUUCUAUCAAAAUUGGAAGAAGCAAAACUUCUCCAAACAUUAAGAAAAAGACCAAAUGGAGUGAGCGUUGUCAGUUUGGCCAUUGGCCAGAAGGUGCCUGAAAUUGAAGCGUCAGUUACGGACCCUUUUAAAGUGAAGACAGGAGGACUCAUCAAUAUGAACGCCUUGAAAUCUGGUGCUGUGGAGCAAGUCGACGAUGCGUAUGACACAGGAAUCGGAACUCAGUUUUCUGCAGAGACAAAUAAAAGAGACGAGGAUGAAGAAAUGAUGAAAUACAUUGAGGAGCAACUAUCCAAAAGGAAAGGUAGUAAAAAGGAGGAUGAAAAACCAAUCGUGUCGGGUGAUUCAAAGUACUGCUCUCCAGAAGAAGCAGCUUUACAGGCUGUUCCAGAUCAUUUGCGUUCAUCCACCACUCAUCGAUCAGAGGAGAUGUUGUCCAAUCAAAUGUUGAGUGGUAUUCCAGAGAUAGAUUUGGGAAUAGAAGUCAAAAUAAAAAAUAUAGAAGCAACAGAGGAAGCCAAAUUAAAAUUACUGGCAGAAAGGCGCAACAAAAAAGAUGGCCCUUCUCAGUUUGUACCAACCAACAUGGCAGUCAAUUUUGUUCAACAUAAUCGAUUCAACAUCGAAGAAAGCGGUCCACCAAAGAAGCGGGAGAAAGUGGCUGUCGAAGAAGUCAAACCAGCUGCCACGGCAGGAAAUCCAAAAGACAAAGACAAAAAAUCUGAUUCUGGUCGAGAAAAAGCCACCGACGACUACCAUUAUGAAAAGUUCAAAAAACAAUUCAGGCGAUAUUGAUAUCUUCCAUCACAUAUUUGUCAAGAGAAUGCAUGGGAUCUCUCACUAGAAAGGUCUGACUUUUGCUCUGGUCUUCUUUCUUUUUGAGAUUGUGCAGUCUCUCUUUGAUAAUUAGAUAAAAUGAGAGCAAGUCAGAUAAAUUUGGAAUUUUAUUUGCUGUUCAAAAAUUCAAGCUGAUUUGUUUAAGAGCAAAUGAAGCAGUUUUAGAAUUUUAUUUGGUCCAAUAAGUUGUGUAUGAUUGUGUGUAACACUACUAGAGACAGCUAAUUGAUCUAGACACAUUUUUAACAAUUUUAAUUUACUUUGUAAAUAUGUAAUUUGCACAUAGUUUUCAAGUUGUAAAUAAAUGUUGAUCAUUUUUUUUUUCCAA
Molecule: messenger RNA, 1391 nt
Organism: Bemisia tabaci
Lineage: Eukaryota; Metazoa; Arthropoda; Insecta; Hemiptera; Aleyrodidae
Product: splicing factor C9orf78
Biological process (GO): mRNA splicing, via spliceosome
Cellular component (GO): spliceosomal complex
Source: RefSeq, a predicted model, not a curated record